Colletotrichum gloeosporioides is the source of this 1497-nucleotide messenger RNA. RefSeq names its product Leporins efflux protein lepC. Gene Ontology annotation, biological process: transmembrane transport. The coding region runs from base 1 to 1497 and encodes 498 amino acids. The transcript has 4 exons. Gene Ontology annotation, cellular component: fungal-type vacuole membrane. Gene Ontology annotation, molecular function: transmembrane transporter activity. The record is from RefSeq and is a predicted model, not a curated record. Lineage: Eukaryota; Fungi; Ascomycota; Sordariomycetes; Glomerellales; Glomerellaceae.
AUGGUCUCCCCUUCACCGCCGUCAUCGGAACCAAACCAUGAUGCCGAGAAACAGACUCCGCAGGUGACUGCCGUCCCCGGCAGCAAGGUGGAGAAAGACGGGAAAGAUGCAGAAAACAGCGGGGAAGCGGAGGAGCCUGCGUUUUUCUUGUCGCUGUCGUCCUCCUCCGAGGAUGACGGGGCCGAUGAGCCACGCGGCGGCGCCGCGGGUCCGAGGGCCGAACCGGAAUCCGGAGGUGUGGACCGAGUCUUGAGUCGGGCGACUACAGCGUCUAGCGUCGGCGAAGGACCGCCGCCUGAUGGAGGCGUAAAGGCUUGGCUUGCUAUCUUCGGCACCCAUCUCGUCAUCAUGAAUACAUGGGGCAUCGUGAACUCAUACGGCGUCUUUCAACCCUACUACACCACUACUCUCUCCCGCCCACCAUCCGAUAUCGCCUGGAUCGGCUCCUUCGAGGUGUUCCUCCUCUUCUUCAUCGGCGCGUUCACUGGCCGGCUCACUGACGCUGGCUAUUUCCGUCCCCUGUUCAUUGCGGGCUUCAUCCUUGUAGUCUUAGGGAUGGUCACGACCUCCUUCUGCACACAGUACUGGCAGUUCUUCCUCGCUCAGGGUAUCUGCAUGGGCCUCGGCAAUGGCUUUUUGUUCUGUCCCAGUCUCUCCACGGCAUCGACCUACUUUGACAAGAAGAAGGCUCUUGCCCUAGGAUUUGUGUCGAUUGGUAGCUCGACUGGUGGUAUGAUCUACCCUAGCAUGGUGAGGCAGCUGCUUCCUAAGAUCGGCUUUGGGUGGACUAUUCGGGCGAUCGCGCUGGUGCAGAUGGCGACGUUACUUGUCACGUCUCUCAUCUUGAAACCUAGAAUCAAGCCAAGGAAGGCUGGGAGUCUGGUCGAGUGGGCGGCGUUCAAGGAGUUGGAGUACACUUUCUAUGCCCUUGGAUCAUGGCUGAACUACCUCGGCGUUUUCUUCGCAUCAUAUUACAUCGCCUCGUACUCCCGCGACAUCGUCGGACUCAGCUACACAUCUUCGCUGAACCUCCUACUCCUCCUCAACGGCACCGGCGUGCCCGGGCGACUCAUCCCAGCCUACUUUGCAUCCUACUACAUCGGCACCGUCAACAUGUUUAUCCCCAUGUCGUUCAUCUCCGGCGUCAUGAUGCUCUGCUGGCCGGCCGUGUCCUCCGUCACGGGGCUCUACGUCUGGACGACCUUUUACGGCUUCUUCACGGGGGCGAUCCAGAGUCUCAUGCCCUCGGGCAUCGGCACGCUGACGGCGGACCCGAGGAAGCAGGGGACGCGGAUGGGCAUGACCUUCACGCUCAUCUCGUUUGCGGUGCUCAUCGGACAGCCCAUCGCGGGCGCCAUCAUCUCGGCCGAGGGGGGCAAGUAUACGGGGGCGCAGGCGUACGCCGGGGCGUGUAUGUUGGCGGGAAUGUGUUUCCUCAUCGCGGCGAGGAUGGCGAGGGCGAGGAAGCAUGGCAAGUGGUUGUGGAUCAAGGUUUGA